Rhipicephalus sanguineus (brown dog tick) is the source of this 501-nucleotide messenger RNA. Its product is annotated as endochitinase-like. Gene Ontology annotation, molecular function: chitinase activity; chitin binding. Gene Ontology annotation, cellular component: extracellular region. The record is from RefSeq and is a predicted model, not a curated record. The transcript is spliced from 3 exons. Gene Ontology annotation, biological process: carbohydrate metabolic process; chitin catabolic process. Lineage: Eukaryota; Metazoa; Arthropoda; Arachnida; Ixodida; Ixodidae. The coding region runs from base 1 to 501 and encodes 166 amino acids.
AUGCCUUGCCUGAAACACUGGGUCGACGCUGGGGUUCCCAGAUACAAGCUGGUGCCGGGUAUAGCCACGUACAGCCGUACGUUCACACUCGACGAUCCGAGCAACAACAACGUCGGCGCCGGCCUCCAGCCUGAUCAACCACUCGGCGAUCCUGGUAACUUCACUAAAACGAUUGGUUACAUGAAUUACGUGGAGGCCUGUCGAAGAUUGAAAUACACCAACGAGUGGACUCGGAGAUGGGUGCACUCGGCAGGUAUGGCCUACCUGUACAAAGGAGAUCAGUGGAUCAGCUAUGAAGACGAAAAGAGCGCCGACGCAAAAGCCAGGUGGUUCCGGUCCCAAGGAAUGGGCGGCGUAUUCGUGUGGUCGCUGGACACGGACGACUACUCCGGCGACUGUAUGGGCGAACUCUUCCCCCUGGUGACAAGUGUGUACCACGCACUCGAGGGAUACCGCCCCGUCAUGGACAACCUGCACGUGCGUGCCGAGUGCGAGAUCUGA